CUAAAACCGAUUACCUCAACAAGUAAUAAGCCUCUUCUCGUUUUUAUAAACCCUAAAAGCGGGGGAAAUCAGGGAGCUAAAAUUUUGCAUCAGUUCCAUUGGUUACUUAAUCCACGUCAGGUUUUUGACUUAUCACAACAAGGCGGACCUGAACCUGCUCUGGAGUUUUAUCGCAAAGCACCCAACUUGCAAAUACUUGUAUGUGGUGGAGAUGGAACUGUUGGUUGGAUACUUGCUACGCUGGAUAGUUUAGAUAUUAAUCCUAGGCCUCCUGUCGCAAUAUUACCCUUAGGAACAGGAAACGACUUAUCGAGAACACUAUACUGGGGUGCAGGCUAUGGCGACGAAUCCGUUGACAAAAUCCUCCAGUAUGUAAAUGAAGGGCAAAUAAUUCAGCUCGACAGGUGGAAUCUAAAAGUCCAGAGGAACUUGAAAGCACGUUAUGAUUUAAGUGCAGAGGAUGCACCAGUUAGACUUCCUAUAAAUGUAAUGAACAAUUACUUUAGUUUGGGUGUUGACGCUCAAACUACCCUCGACUUUCACGAAAGCAGAGAAGCCAAUCCAGAGAAAUUCAAUAGCAGAAUUAAAAACAAAAUGUUUUAUGCCGGGGCUGGCGGAAGGGGUCUAUUUCAAUGGAAAUCAAGAGAUUUAGUCGAUAAUAUCACUCUUGAGUGUGAUGGAGAAGACUUAACGCCAAAAGUUCGAGAAUUAAAGUUAUGCGCCUUGGCUCUAUUAAACAUAUCGAAGUAUGGAGCCGGUACAACCCCUUGGGGUAAUCCUAAUCCUCGAGACUAUCCUACAUUUAGAGCACAGCGAUUUGAUGACGGUUACUUGGAAGUGGUUGGAUUAACAGCAUCAUCACUGGCGGGUCUGUUUGUUGGGGGACAUGGCGAGCGCAUUACUCAGUGCCGUACUGUUAAAAUAACUACUUUCAAGGUGUUACCGGUACAGGUUGAUGGAGAGCCAUGUCGAUUAGCUCCAUCAAUAAUUCGCGUGUCAAUUAGAAAUCAAGCUCAGAUGUUACAAAGAUCGAAGGUGAAUGAAUAUGUUUUUAAUUACUUUAAAUAA
Molecule: messenger RNA, 1068 nt
Organism: Trichoplax adhaerens
Lineage: Eukaryota; Metazoa; Placozoa; Uniplacotomia; Trichoplacea; Trichoplacidae
Exons: 15
Biological process (GO): diacylglycerol metabolic process; lipid phosphorylation; intracellular signal transduction
Molecular function (GO): ATP-dependent diacylglycerol kinase activity
Source: RefSeq, a predicted model, not a curated record